Molecule: messenger RNA, 1596 nt
Organism: Pleurotus ostreatus (oyster mushroom)
Lineage: Eukaryota; Fungi; Basidiomycota; Agaricomycetes; Agaricales; Pleurotaceae
Exons: 8
Coding region: 1-1596 (531 amino acids)
Molecular function (GO): GTP binding
Source: RefSeq, a predicted model, not a curated record
AUGCCUACGGUCGCCUGUAUCGAUGUCAAAGAUCUUAAGCCCAGCGAUAUCAUUAUAGUUCUUUUGGGCCUUACUGGUUCCGGGAAAAGCACAUUCAUCAACACCGCCACACGGCAUAACAACAGACAUGUAGGACAUAACUUGGAUCCAUGUACCAGGCAACUGGAGGUAGUUCGGUAUCGUGAUGACAAGGAGGAUAUCGUUUUUAUAGAUACGCCAGAUAUUGAUGGCCUGGGGUUUACUGCAGCAUGGUGGGAAAAAGUGACCCGGAACAUUGUCCUCACAGGCAUCAUCUACGCCCAUCGAAUAACGGACAAUCGCCGAGUAUCCGUCGCACGUAACCUUAAGUUAUGCAAGGUCUUGCAUACAAAAGGCACUGUCCGGCAUGUCACCUUCAUCACGACGAUGUGGACGGAGGUGGAAGAGGGCGAAGGUAAACGAAGGGAAGAGCACCUCUUGGAGGAUUUCUGGACACCAACGUUUCGGCUCAAGUCCGGCUUAAUGCGUUUCGAGAACACGGUCGAGUCUGCCUGGAAUAUCAUCCGUGUUGUCACAACAGAAGCUCGGGGGCGACUCUCGAGGGAACGCGUGGAUAACAGACUACUCGAUUCGAUCAGGCUGACUCAAUUAGGGCAAAUUGUCUUUGAGGAACAUCUGCGACUUUGUCAGGAACUGAGCCGUAUCACUCGAGAGCUGCGUAGGGAAGUCUCAAGUGCAGAAGGGGAUGCUACACUCAAGAAGGAGCUCGACCGCAUCGAGGAUCUAAUAAAUAAAUCAAUGAUGCAAACACAAGGGAUCAAGAUUCCUAUCUCCCGCAGGCUCAAACACUUUCUACUCUUGAAGAUACCGAUGAAGAUGGGUUUGAUCCCAAUUAGAACCCAGCCGGUCUUCAAGCUGGAACGAGCCACAUUAUCUAGAAGUACUGUACACAUAAGCAAUACACCCAUCACCAUGACAGACGCGUCUGUAAUUACAGGAUCAAUUGAUCUAUCCAGCAGCAAUCGCCUCAAUUCUGCAAGCCUGUCUUCCGAGGCUGAACCCUUUUACUCGCUCUUUACAUGGUCAAAUUACUCGGAAGGCUCAGCGUCUACGCCUGAACGUGGGGGCCAUCCUUUCGUCGCUUCUGCUUCUCAUGAGAGGCCCCGACGGAACUCCUUCGACUCCUCAAUCGUCCCCGUCAAUAUCAACCCCUUAGCUACUGCAUCUGUCGUCACAUUCAGGUCCUUCCCGUGCUCCGUACAAGCAAACAUCUCACGUUCCACAGAUGAGAUAACGGUGACGGGCAACAGCUCCCUCCAGGUUGGACGAUUAGCGGACCAGCUUUCAGACUGCAUUAGGGACCUGACCCAAGUGAUUACCGAAGCUGCGCGUCUCAACCUCCCUCGAGUCAACAUCAACGAAGGCGAUAAAUACUUUGGUCCGAUCUACAAUUUUGGCGGAUUCGUUGGCGGUAGAAACAAUUUCAACAACCUCAACAACGCGACGAAUGGAUUGGUCGAACUUCAAGAGCUAGACAAACGCAAUCUCCGCCUUAAGAAGGCCACUGGUACACAUUCUUGCUUUCGGUGGCACGACGAUAUCGGAUGUGAGGUCUAA